GCAAUUGAAAGUAAUAAUGCUGCAAGUAUUAUGAAAAGAUUUCAAGCAGCAGCUCAACAAUAUAAUUAUAACAGUCAUAAUACUGAUGAUAAUGAUGAUAAUUUUUCUGCUCAUAAUGAGCCAAUUGAAAAUUUCAAUGCUGAAAACAUUGUAAAAAAACUUCAAAAUGCAGUAAAUAAAUAUUAUCAGAAAUAUAAUUAUAAUCAAACUUGUAGACUAUGUUAUUUAGAAAACUCAGUUUGUACUAAAAGAAGAAAAAGACAGCAACAAUAUGAAGUAGCAAAAGAAACCCCUCUACUAUAUACCUUUUGGAAUCAAGAAAAAUUACAGACUAGUAAAGAAAAGUUGUAUAAUAAACAGGCAAAGAAUAAAGAUCAGUUGAAGAAAGUCAAUGAGAAACAAUCAGAGAAUAAAGAUCAGUUGGAGAAAGUCAAUAAGGAUGGGGAAGAUAUUAGAAGAUUGUCAAAGAAUAAAAUUAAAGCUUGUAAUUUACUUAAAAAAAUUCUAGCCACUCUUGAAAAUUUAGCAUUAGAUAUCGAAAAAGAAAAUAUAAAUAGUGAGAUUUGGGUUAUUUUACCAAUGCUCAGAUUUGCACCACCUCUAACUAUUUCUCUCAAUACUGCUAAAAAUUAUUUAAAGAAGCUUGGGUAUGUUUAUAAAAGAGUAAAAAAAGAUAUUUAUAUAGAUGAACAUGAGAUAGAAGAUGUAAAAGCUUUAUCUUAUUUGGCUCCUUCACAUCAAUUUGGAAAUAAUUCUUUUGUGUCUACUCAUUCUUCUUCCCCUGCUCUGAGUACUCCAGUUGCUUCUUUCACAAUCUCUUUUCUACUCAUGACAACCCAAAUAAAAGCUAAAUUAAGGAUUGAACAAAGUAAAGAUGAUAAAAGUACUUUAGAAGGCCUGAUCAGAGUUAUGCCUAUCAACUACAUUCAGAG
Messenger RNA from Cetraspora pellucida, 932 nucleotides. The record is from the annotation of a GenBank genome assembly. NCBI's taxonomy places the organism in Eukaryota, Fungi, Glomeromycota, Glomeromycetes, Diversisporales, Gigasporaceae.